UCUCCACUCCCCCCCUCCGCUCCCCGUCCCGCAUGGAGUCGCCCAAGAUGGCGGGAGGGCAGCGGAGGUAGGAAGUGUUUGGGGCGCAGCGUGGCCGAGCGGCGGGUCCGAGCGCUGCCGGGGCGCUCCUGCCCAGACCAUGAGCAACAUUUACAUCCAGGAGCCCCCCACGAACGGCAAGGUUUUGCUGAGAACAACAGCAGGAGAUAUUGAUAUCGAAUUAUGGUCAAAAGAAGCACCGAAAGCAUGUAGAAAUUUCGUACAGCUUUGUAUGGAAGAGUAUUACAAUAACACGAUAUUUCACAGAGUAGUGCCUGGCUUUAUAGUGCAGGGAGGUGAUCCCACUGGUACUGGAUCAGGUGGAGAUUCAAUCUAUGGAGCUCCCUUCAAGGAUGAGUUCCACUCACGAUUGCGAUUUAAUCGAAGAGGACUUGUUGCUAUGGCAAAUGCUGGGCCCCAUGAUAAUGGGAGUCAAUUUUUCUUUACGUUGGGUCGUGCAGAUGAACUUAAUAACAAGCACACAAUCUUUGGAAAGGUUACAGGAGAUACAAUAUAUAACAUGUUGCGGCUGGCUGAAGUAGAAGUUGACAAGGAAGAGAGACCUCUCACUCCGCACAAAAUAAGAAGUAGUGAGGUUUUGUUUAAUCCUUUUGAUGACAUUGUUCCAAGACCAAGUAGAAAGCUGAAGAAGGACAAACCAGAAGAAGAAACUAAAAAGUCCAAAGUAAAAGGCACAAAAAAUUUUAACCUGCUUUCCUUUGGAGAAGAAGCUGAAGAAGAAGAGGAAGAAGUCAAUAGAGUUAGUCAGAGCAUGAAAGGAAAAAGUAAAAGUAGUCAUGAUCUACUGAAGGAUGAUCCGCAUCUGAGCUCAGUUCCUGCUGUCAGAAGUGAAGCAGUGAGUGAAGAAAGGGAUUUGAGUGAGGUGGAAGAAGAACAUGAUGAAGAUGCUGAUAGUGUAGAAGAUGAAGCUGCUAGCGAUGAGAGAUUUCAAAUGAAAGAGCGCAUUGCCAAGAAGUUGAAAAUUGAUACAAGUGAAAAUGCUAAACAGCAACUUCAAGAGGAAGAAACUAAGACAGAAAAGAAAAUAACUAGUCGCAGUGAGGAGCUACGGAAGGAAGCACGGCAGCUGAAACGUGAACUGCUGGAAGCAAAGCAGAAGAGAGAAGAAAGAGCUUUAAAACCCAAAGAAAAGGAAGAGGAGGAGCCAGCUCCAAACAGUGUUGUUGAAGAAUAUCUUCAGGAGAAGAGAAAAUACGAAGACAAGCGGAAGCAGCAGCCAAAGAAAGGGGUUUCUCGAGAAGAUCAGACACUGGCACUGUUGGACCGAUUUAAAUCAAAGUUAACCCAGGCCAUUGAAGAAACUCCUGAAAAUGAGGUUUCUGAACCUGAAGCAGAUAAUGACGAUGGAUGGAUGUCUCAUGUUCUUCAGUUUGAAGAUAGAAGCAGAAAGGUGAAAGAUGCAAGCAUGCAGGAUGAAGACACUUUUGAGAUCUAUGAUCCACGGAAUCCUGUAACUAAGAGGAGAAGAGAAGAAAGCAAGAAGAUAAUGAGAGAAAAAAAAGAAAGGAGAUAAAAAGAAUGUAAAGCUAGCCAGAGCUGCCUUGAAAUGUGACUGCAAUAAAGCACUGGCUCUUUUGUAAGCUCUAGUUCCUAAAAAUAUCACUGUACAAGUGUGAAAAGGAAUUUCUCAAGAACCUGUUGUGCAGCUUUGAAGCAGAGCUGUCAUUUGUUUCUUAAGUUGUGCAGUCAAGUUCUCUCCCCGAAUUCAUUAUCCAGCCUCUUAAGUUUUAUAGAGUGAAUGUAUUUAAUAAAGCAGCAGACUUGAAUUUUGUCUGUACUUUAGUUAUGAUAGUCAUGAUCAUUUUUUAAUCAACAUAUGGUAAUCAGAAAGUUUUCAACAUAUUGAAUGAGAAUUUCUUUAAGUUAAGGUGAAAUUAGAAGAUAUAAACCCCAUCUGCAGGCUUUUAAGAUUUUCAUAAAGUGUAAUUUUCCUGUUUUAGUUUUUGACAAGCUGUAUAAACAUUACAGCAGUAAACUGCCUGACUGAACCACUCUGUUGCAGAGUUAAGAUGAUGCACUGGCAGAACCCCUUAUAAUGGUCUCAGCUUUUUUGAAACAAAAUAAGUUUAAUUUGAUAAUUUGGUUAUUUUCACCUUCUUUUGAAAUACAUAUUCCAAUGAAGAUCCCAGCUUGGGGAAAUAGGGGAGUGUUAUUUCAGACUAUGAAUGUACUGUAGUGUUUGUUUAAAUAAUUCCAAUACCAGAAACUUCUCUCUGGUAGAAUUUUCCCUGUAAAGUACCUGGUAAUGAAGAUUGGUUUGUUAAUUAUUCCAGCAUGGGAACUAAAAAAAAGUGAUCAGUCCCAUUAAAAAAAUAACCCUGUUAUUUUACCAUAUAAAAAUGAACAGCACAAGUUUCGAGUUCAUAGAUUUUUCACAGUUUUUCUCCCUCCGGAUGCUAACAUUUUUACAGAAAAAUUUGCUUCUUCCUUACAGCAGUUCUGAUUCCACAGAAACACAAUCUACCUAUAUGGGCAAUAGCUAAAAAGGAGUGAGCACAAGUGAGCAAGGUCAUUAAAAAGAACAACCAGAGGAGCAUUUUUCUGAUGUUGUUUUUAGAACAAGUUCAGUAAGGUAUGGUGUCCUUAUCAAGCUGCCACUGCCAAAUUUCUUGAUAGGGUCUGAGGUGUGAGAUACAUAAACCUGUGUUGGUGGGUUAAUAUGGCCCAAAUGUCAGAGGUUAGAUUAAUACAGACUACCGCUUUAAUGCGCGGUGCAACCUUUGAGAUAAGAAGGCUUGGAGGUGUGAUGUGAAAUCCUGUAUAAAACUGUCAUUAUCCUCCUCUUAGGCUGAGUGAAUUAUACUGUACCAUGGUGUAAAGCAGUUACGAGGGAUUACGUUCUUAAACAUGGCCAUUCACAAACUAGGGAUUCAAAGAUUUUUAAUCAUGAGAUCAUGUUCUGUCAGGCUACUAUUGCCAAAAUCAAGAAUAUCUAAUGUCACAUGCUGAUAUCUAGUCACUGGGGGUGGUGUGGAGAAAAUUCUGAAACAGUCAUUACAGGGAAUGAGUGUAUCAAACCCCAAUCCUGGUGGGGAUGGGAAGGAGAAGAGAGAGUGAAUGUGAGUAUGUGUGUGUUGGCAGAGGUCAGCAUGGAGAAAGUGAGGGCUAAGGCUAGCAAGAUACUUGAACAGCAAUUCCAGGAGACAGCUACUGCCUCUGUCAUAGAAAAAUGUACUAAUUAAAUAUUUUUCCCGUAAGGUAAAGUAGAUUGCAUGAGUCAAUGAAUGGGCAAGUUGAUGAACACCCUGCUUAUUUGAAUCAUUUUGACUACCUGUUGCAGCUUUGUGUGCCCUGUAUUACCUAAUUCGUGGUUUUAAGCACUAGAAAAGCAUAGGGAGAAAAGCUUAAGUUGGAGUUUAGGGCUCUGCACAGUAGGUAGAAGUCUGGAAGGUUGUGCCUCGCAUACAAGGGACUGAUAAUGUCACAAGAACAACAAAGUAAUGAUGCUGACAUUUUCUUGAUGAGUGAAGAGUGUAUUGAAAAUCAGUAAAUAUUUUUCCAGACAUCAUAUACGUAAUUAAUGCUACACUUGAAACCAAAUGCGUUGCCUGUUUAAGCUAACUCUAAAGUAUUACACUCUGUGCUUUGUGCUAGGAGAGCACAAGGGCUGGCCCCAUUGCAGGAGUGGUUACUCCAAGCAGGCAUCUUUCCUAGGUCUAAUGAAUGUCACAUCACAUGUAACGGACAUUUACUGCAUUAAGCCCAGGUUCCCAGUAGUAAGCUGGCAUGUGUUUUUUUUGGAUACAACAGAGGAAAGCCUUUUGGUAAGGAAGUGAGGUUUGGUUUCAGGGUUUGUUUUUUUAAAUGAG
This is a messenger RNA of Cuculus canorus (common cuckoo), 3869 nucleotides long. It is a transcript of the gene CWC27, whose product is annotated as CWC27 spliceosome associated cyclophilin. Gene Ontology annotation, molecular function: peptidyl-prolyl cis-trans isomerase activity. Lineage: Eukaryota; Metazoa; Chordata; Aves; Cuculiformes; Cuculidae. Gene Ontology annotation, biological process: protein folding; protein peptidyl-prolyl isomerization. Gene Ontology annotation, cellular component: catalytic step 2 spliceosome. The record is from RefSeq and is a predicted model, not a curated record. The transcript has 14 exons. The coding region runs from base 140 to 1573 and encodes 477 amino acids.